CACUCUUCUCUUAUCUGUCCCUGAGUAAAACACGCUGUCCCCGACGGUCAGCUUCUAGCAAUAAGUACGUUAUGAUACAUGCACCCCUUGGGACCACAGCCGUGCCUAUCUAGAAUUGUCACGGUUUGGGUUUUUUGUGUGUUCAUCGCCGUUGGCAGACUUUGAAGUCCACGACAGUCAUGAAAAGUCUAAUCAUCGGAAUUGGGGGAAUCACUAACGGGGGAAAAAGCACGCUGGCAAAGAGUCUUCAUGAGCACAUUCCCAACAGCUACAUUGUCGCACAGGAUACGUUCUUCAAGGACGACUCUGUAGUAGCUGUUGACAGCAAUGGAUUCAAGCAAUACGAUGUCCUUGAUGCGCUCCACAUGGAUCGGAUGAUGAGUGAGGUCCGGGCAUGGCAGAAGGAUCCUGCAUCCUUCCUCACGUCUCGGGGCUUGAAACCUCAAUUUUCCAGAAUUCCAAAAGCAGAAGACAAGGUUUACGUCCUUAUAAUUGAGGGCUUUCUGAUCUUCAACUACAGGCCCUUGAAUGAAUUAAUGGAUAAAAGGUACUUCUUGGUCAUUCCAUACGAGCUCUGCAAAAAGCGACGAUGCUCAAGGGUAUACACACCUCCCGACCCCCCUGGCUACUUUGACGGACACGUGUGGCCAAUGUUCCUGAAAAAUCGAAAGGAAAUGGAGGAAACUGUUACUGAUUUGGUGUACCUGGAUGGAAUGAAGUGCAGUGAGGACCUGUUCUCUGCUGUUUAUGAGGAAGUAUUGUUGGAGAUUCAGAAGCAGUUAGAUGCAGACUGACACUCCCUGUGUUCCAUCUAGUACUUGAAUAUUGCACCAUACAAUAGUGAAGAAAACUCUAUAAUGCACAUUCAGCUAUAUACACAUUUGUUAUCCAAAUAACAACACAGUCAUAGUGUGUCUUCUGUACGUUGUUCUUCACAGACAUUUUGUGUUGGGUAUUACAUUUAUCGGUAUUUUGAUUUUGCGAAAUGAACUAAGCUACAGUGUGUUUAUAGUAAUGUUGUUACAUGUGUUAAAAAUGUGUAACAUGGGCAGAGUUGAACAUUUUCAAAUGAAAGACCCAUAAAUUGUUUGCGGUAUUACAAGAAAAUAUAAGGUGGUUUCACUGCUGUUCAAUAUGACGUGUAUUUUUAUCUUAUUAUUAUUUUUUUUUCCCAAAUAUACAGCAUUUCAGUAUUGUGUACAAAGUUAGACCUUAUUACCUUCAAAAACAUCAAUGGAAUUGAAUGUAGGGGGGGGGGGGUGGAGCUAUUGUGAAAGUGAGUUUUUUAAAGUCAGAAGUAUGUCAUUAAAAUAUGUUUUAACAAAUGA
Anguilla anguilla (European eel) is the source of this 1328-nucleotide messenger RNA. It is a transcript of the gene nmrk1, whose product is annotated as nicotinamide riboside kinase 1. Lineage: Eukaryota; Metazoa; Chordata; Actinopteri; Anguilliformes; Anguillidae. The record is from RefSeq and is a predicted model, not a curated record. The coding region runs from base 180 to 794 and encodes 204 amino acids. The transcript has 9 exons. Gene Ontology annotation, cellular component: cytoplasm.